Molecule: messenger RNA, 5020 nt
Organism: Elgaria multicarinata webbii
Lineage: Eukaryota; Metazoa; Chordata; Lepidosauria; Squamata; Anguidae
Gene: EPS15
Product: epidermal growth factor receptor pathway substrate 15
Exons: 26
Coding region: 138-2918 (926 amino acids)
Biological process (GO): endocytosis; endosomal transport
Cellular component (GO): plasma membrane; cytoplasm; clathrin coat of coated pit
Molecular function (GO): cadherin binding; calcium ion binding
Source: RefSeq, a predicted model, not a curated record
GGGAAGUUGCUGAAGUUGGGCAGAGUGUGAGGGACGGAGCCUUCCAGCGUCUGCCUACUCGACCGGGCCUCUCUGGGUGCUUUCCAACCCCGCUUCUUCCCCUUCUUUCUGCCCGGACAGUGCAUGAUGGAAGCAGCAUGGCCACCCAUUUCUCCUUGACACAGUUGUCAAGUGCAAAUCCAGUGUAUGAGAAGUACUAUCGUCAGGUUGAUCCUGGUAAUUCUGGAAGGGUGUUGGCUUCUGAUGCAGCUCUCUUUCUGAAGAAAUCAGGACUGACAGACUUGAUACUUGGGAAGGUUUGGGACCUUUCUGAUACAGAUGGCAAAGGUAUCUUAAAUAAACAGGAAUUUUUUGUGGCUUUACGGCUUGUAGCCUGUGCACAGAAUGGAUUGGAUGUUUCGCUGAGCAGUCUUAACUUGCCUGUUCCUCCACCUAGAUUUACUGAUUCCACUAGUCCCUUAUUAUCUGGAGGAGCACCAACUGAUCUCCCAUGGGCUGUUAAGCUAGAAGACAAGGUCAAGUAUGAUGCUAUCUUUGACAGCCUGAACCCAGUGAAUGGAUUGUUGACAGGGGAUAAAGUAAAACCUGUUCUGCUCAACUCCAAACUACCAGUUGAUGUCUUGGGAAGGGUAUGGGAACUGAGCGACAUUGACCAUGAUGGAAUGUUGGAUCGCGAUGAAUUUGCAGUUGCCAUGUUCUUGGUAUACUGUGCUCUUGAGAAGGAACCUGUGCCAAUGUCCUUGCCACCAGCACUGGUACCACCUUCUAAAAGAAAAGGUGUCGGUAUUCCAGGUGCAGUACAGUUGGCACCACCUUCAUCAUCCACUAAAGAGUCUCAUCAGUCCAUACCACCUAUAGGCCUCUUGCCACCCAAAGUACCAUCAACACAGUGGGUUGUAUCGCCUGCAGAUGUGAAAAAAUACCAUGAAAUCUUUCUGAAAACUGACAAAGACAUGGAUGGCUUUGUCUCUGGUGUGGAGGCUAGAGAAUUAUUCUUAAAGACAGGUCUGCCUUCUGCCUUACUUGCACAUAUCUGGGCUCUCUGUGACACACAGGACUGUGGGAAGCUUUCUAAGGAACAGUUUGCUUUGGCCUUCCAUUUCAUCAAUCAGAAGCUGACAAAGGGCAUUGAUCCUCCUCAGGUGCUAACUGUAGAUAUGAUUCCUCCAUCAGAGAGAGCUCUACAAAAGGUGACAACGUUAGGACCGAGUCCUGUAGCAGAUUUUUCUGCAAUCAAAGAGCUAGAUACUUUAAGCAAUGAAAUAGUUGACCUACAGAAGGAAAAAAAUACUGUGGAGCAAGAUCUAAAGGAAAAAGAAGACACUAUCAAACAGAGAACGAAUGAGAUCCAGGAUCUUCAGGAUGAAGUAAAAAGGGAGACCGAUAGCUUGCAGACGCUGUUGGCUCAGAAGCAGGAAGCAGAGGAAAUCCUUAAUGGUCUUGACGAGGAGAAAGCUAAGCUGGAAGAGCAGCUUAACACCAUUCGACAAAAAUGUGCUGAGGAAGCUGAUUUGGUCAAGAAUGCAGAAGGUCCCAGGUUCAGUCUCCAGCAUCUCCAGAUUUCAUCACUAAAGACAGAAAUAACAGAUCAAGAGUCCAAAAUCUCAACAUAUAAAAAUGACUUGAGUAAAGCCCAAGAAGAGCUCAGCAGGCUACAGCAGGAAACAGCAGAGCUAGAGAAGUGUGUAGAAACAGGAAAAUUGGAGCUAGGACCGCUACAACAGGAUCUUCAGGAUUCACAACAAGAAAUUACUUCAGUGGAAACAAAACUGUAUGAGCUGAAAGAGUUGGAAAACAGCCAGUUUAACUGGGAAGCUCAGCCACAUAGCACACUGCUUAAUGGAAAUGCAGAUCAUUCUAGCCUCAGCAACAGCAGCAGUGAAACUGCUAACUUUAAUGAGAAUGCUGAAAGAGAGAAUUCAGCAUAUACUGAACAAAUAAAUCAUGAAUCUCCUGCCAGGAAUAGUCCAGAAACAACGCAUGUAGAAGCAGAGGAAGAAGAGAAAGAGGUCGUGCCAUCAGAUGUUACCAAAAAAGAAGAUCCAUUUGAUGAAGAAACCCAUCAGCUCUCUGAACAGAUUGCAGGAUCCAAUUUAGACUUCUUUGAGUCUGACCCCUUUGUUGGUAGUGAUCCUUUCAAGGAUGACCCUUUUGGGAAGAUUGAUCCUUUUGGUAGUGAUCCUUUCAAAGGUUCAGAUCCUUUUGCUGCUGACUGCUUUUUCAAGCAAUCAUCCACAGAUCCUUUUGGAAAUAUUGACCCCUUCAGCGCAGCCAACAAUAGCAGUAAUUCCACAACCGAAACACUGAAGCAUAACGAUCCUUUCGCUCCUGGUGGAAAUGCUGUUACUACAUCAAGUGAUCCAGCUGCAGAUCCUUUUGCCUCUUUGUUUGGAAAUGAAUCAUUUGGAAGUGGUUUUGCUGACUUCAGCACAUUAUCAAAGGCAAACAAUGAAGAUCCCUUUAGUUCAUCGACAACAGGCUCUCUCAAUAAUGUGGUUAUAACCAAAAAUGUGUUUGAGGAACCUCCGGCCAAAAAUGAAGAUGUCCCUCCUGCUUUGCCUCCCAAAAUUGGAACACCUACCAGACCUUGUCCUCCCCCACCUGGAAAAAGACCUAUCAACAAAUUGGAGUCUUCAGAUUCCUUUAAACUGAAUGAUCCUUUCCAGCCGUUCCCAGGCUGUGAUGGUCCCAAAGAACAGGAAGCUGACCCAUUUGCUCCCACUGGUGUGUGCAAAGAGAUGGACACCAGCAAUUUUGCUAAUUUCAGUGCUUAUCCUACUGAAGAAGACAUGAUUGAAUGGGCAAAGAGAGAAAGCGAGAGAGAGGAGAAAGAGAGACUUGCAAGGUUAAAACAACAGGAACAAGAAGAUCUAGAACUUGCUAUUGCACUCAGUAAAUCUGAAAUAUCAGAAGCAUGAAGAAUUGCCUCAACCAUUUCUCCCUUUCCCUGGAUAAUUAAGCUGUUUGUAAAGCUAAUCAGAAUGACAUAUGAACAGGGAAGUACAAAAGGCUUUAAAUUCCUGCAAAUGUGAUUCUUGAGCAACUGAAUAUCUUGUAUUAUUUUCAUAUUCACUAUAUUCACUAAUCUCAUCUGACAACUCUUUAAUAUAGCGAACUUCCAUUUGUGUUUAUCUUCGAAUUCUUCUGUACUAUAAACCAUUACACCAAAGUAGCUUCUUUUAAUGCAAAAAGACAACUCGAUACUAUUUUAAAAUUAGAAUAUUGAGGCACAGCAGUCUGUUUUUGAAAGGUCUCAAAAGGCAAUUAUGUCUCAACAUUUUCUUCAUUGCACUGAUAUUUUUUUUUGUAGGAUUGAAGAUCUAAAAUGUGCAGGUGCAUGUAACUACAUGAAAUCAGUGCAUUGUAAAGCCUUUAGUCCUAUACUGAUGGCUAGGUUGUAUGUUACUGAUUUCUCUUUUAAAAAAUGACUAGAUGGCUUGUUACAAGUCUUGAUUAGCUGUCUCUUCAGAAGGGUCAUUUUUGCAAAUUGCUAUAAUACUGAAUUGUUUUUGUUCCCCCAGAUGGUCUAGAUAGCAAAACAUAUUUUCACUUGUACGCAAAGCUGGUCAUACAGCCAGCCAAAUUAUAGUUAUAAAAAAAAGCUAGCUUGCAAAUAUUCAGGCAACUAUAAAUUUCUGAUAAUCCUGCCUUUUGCUUGAAAUGUUCAUGUCUGGUUAUCACAGGUAUUAGAAGCUUAUCGUACAUUUUACGGAGAUGAUGGCAACUGAUUCUGAGCAUAUAUAGUACUUUUAUGACUAUUGUUUUCCUCUCUUUUUUAAUGAAGGCUCCAAUGCUAGACUGGUUGUCUAAUAGAAAGUCUAGGGUUCCAGAUGCAAUAAGUAUUGUCUGAAACUGUUAACUGUCAUUUUGCCUGUUCAGUCAGCUUUUAAAAACUGGAAAUUUUAGGAUUUUUCCAAGGGAAUUUGUAAAAUUAAACUGUUUGGCAAAGUUCACUGUCAGGAAAUCUGAUGCCCCACUGCUUUGAGCCAAAUUUUUCUGUGAAAUACGCAGCUAAACUGGGAAGUUGACAGCUGAAUUUGAAAUAGGGUAGGAAGUAGACUGCAUAAAGAUAUAGUUUACAACAGACAGUUGCUGUUAUGCAUAAUUUAUUGAAUGCCAACUGAUAGUUGCACCUUAAACUGAAAUAUCGUUUAAUGGUCACUGAGUCCAAGUAAGAUUGAGUAUUAAUGAAAGUAACUUAUUGCCUCUUCUGUGUAAUGUGUUCCGUUCUGCAGAGUGAUAAACCCAUUCCAAAUGACUGUUUUUCCACUCUAAAUGCAUGCACAGUUAGGCUACAGCCUUACAAAAUUGGUGGAUUCCCCCGCCCCCAAACCUGUGGUGUUUGUACCUGUAAUAAAAAGUUUUAAAGUGGUUGUCCUGCUGCAAAGAGUUGCAUAGUCACCACUGUCAGGCUGAAACAACUCCAGUUACCUGUGGAUGCUGCUGCAAGAAUCUUUUGAAUAUGAUAGUUUUCCCUGAGUUUUCCUCAAAAAAAUUGAGACUUUCUUUCUUGCACUGGGAAAUGAGCAUUUGAAAACACCUAAUCAAAAAGUAAUUUAGCAAAACGUCUUUCAAGUAUUAAUAUCCAUAAUUUAUCUACACAAUCUUUGUAAUAACAUUAACCAUGCAUAUUGUAUGUUUAACUGGACUACAUAAAUUUCUUUUUUGUUAACUGUAUACUUGGUGGACCAAUACAAUCUCUCUCGUGUGUGUGUAUGUGUCAUAUAUAUAUAUAUAUAUAUAUAUAUAUAUAUAUAUAUAUAUAUUCAAGCUUUCUUGUAUAGGAUUGAAAGUUCUGAGUCACUUGAUGUUACAUUUCAUGUUACUGACUGAUUACAGAACCUCUACUCGAAGGUUUCUAAAUAAACCACUGCUGUGUCCGCUUCAGCGGCAUUACUGUUAAAAGUUUUAAAAAGGCUUUUAAGAACUUGUUCAGGUGGGGUUAGCCUCUAUUUAUAGACCUUUGUUUAAAAAUUCUAAAAUAGCCUGUAAUUAUGAAUAAAACACUUUAAGUAUAUAA